GACCGGCGGGCGCGGCGUUUUAAAGUCGUCGGAUUUGUUGGAAUUAUGGGGUCGUCACCAGAGAUGGAGAGGUUUGGUCUGUCUGAUGUGGAAUAUUCGUUCAUGAUGGAUCCUUUAAAACGACGCCAGAACCAGUCAAAGAAGCAAACAAUAUACGGGAUUUUCGCCUCAGACGAUUCUGAUUCAGAGCCUGAAAGAAGUGGCUUCGGUGGACGUGAAGCUGGUUUCAAGCGUAAGGGUGCCAAUUAUUCAGCACCGAUCACCUUUGUCAGUGGUGGAGUGAAGGUAGGUGCCGGUGCUUCAUCUGGUUCGAAAGAAAAUAACGAAGAGGCCGACCAGAUUUCGGAUGAUGAAGACGACAAAUCUGUCCUAAGGAGUUUGCGUCCUUAUCAUGAUUCAGACUCUGACUCACCAAAUUCAGAUAUUUAUCGUAAGCCCGACAAGCCUGUGGGCAUAUCCGUUGGGGCCAAUCGACGUGUAGCAGCAGCCGCUGCAGCGGCGAAGUCAGCAACCUCUGGUUUCGGGGCUUGGGAAAGGCACACAAAGGGUAUUGGAAUGAAGCUUUUGGAGCAGAUGGGUUACGAACCGGGUAAGGGUCUCGGUUCUGACGGUCGGGGUAUUGUUACUCCAGUUCAAGCUGUCCAGCGAGUGGGGAAAGUAUCAGUAGGAUAUUAUGGAUCUGAAAAAGCUCCCGCCCCUCGUCGAGGAAAUGAGACUGUCGUUGAAGAUUCAGACUCUGGAGGCGAAUCGCAUCCCGAACAUGCUCGCAAUGUUGCUUACAGUGGUUAGAAGACUGUAUUUUGUCAGCAUCUUCAUCAAAUAGAACUAUGUCAUCGGCAUAUUCCAAGUCAACAAGUGAAUCUCCCGGUAGAAGUUCAACCCCUGGAAAUUUAGAUGAGAACAGUAUCAUCUCUAAAAGCACGUCAACGA
Schistosoma spindalis is the source of this 930-nucleotide messenger RNA. NCBI's taxonomy places the organism in Eukaryota, Metazoa, Platyhelminthes, Trematoda, Strigeidida, Schistosomatidae. The record is from the annotation of a GenBank genome assembly.